UACCGGGUUUUGUACCAAACCAGGUCCGGAACAAGACAUUCCAGUAUAUUAGUUUCUGGAAAAGAGGGCAACCAGAACUGCUCCAGCCUCCAUUCACUCCUUCCCAGUAACACCAGCCAAUUGGAGCCCUGGACUUUGUUUAUGAGAAAGGCCUUGUAACCCAGGAUACUAACUGAGCAGGGCUGGCAGACUCAUGCUCGGGUCUGCAGUUUAGCCUCAUUAAGCCACUGACAUGAAUAUGGAAGAGUUUUCUCCAGCAAAGAAGUUAUUCAUUUGCCUGUUUCCCAGAGUAACGUGGGCCAUGGAGUCAGGCCAUCUCCUCUGGGCUCUGCUGUUCAUGCAACCUCUGUGGCCCCAACUGACUGAUGGGACUACUAGAGUCUACUACUUGGGGAUCCAGGAUGUGCAGUGGAACUAUGCUCCUAAGGGAAGGAAUAUCAUCACGAACCAGCCUCUGGAAAGUGACAUAGUAGCUGCUAGCUUCUUGAAGUCUGACAAGAACCGAAUAGGGAACAGCUACAAGAAGACCAUCUACAAGGAAUACAAGGAUGACUCAUACAUGGAGGAAAUGGUUCAGCCAGCCUGGUUGGGCUUCCUGGGGCCAGUGUUGAGGGCUGAGGUGGGAGAUGUCAUCCUUAUCCACUUGAAGAAUUUUGCCACUCGUCCUUAUACCAUCCAUCCCCAUGGUGUAUUCUAUGAAAAGGACUCAGAAGGUUCCUUGUAUCCAGAUGGUUCCUCUGGCUGGCUGAAAGCUGAUGAUUCUGUACCCCCAGGAGGCAGCCACAUCUACAACUGGACCAUUCCAGAAAGCCAUGCACCCACUGAAGCUGACCCAGCAUGCCUCACCUGGGUCUACCAUUCUCAUGUAGAUGCUCCACGAGAUAUUGCUACUGGUCUCGUUGGACCCCUUAUAACCUGUAAAAGAGGAACCCUGGAUGGGAGCUUCCCUCCUCGGCGACAGGAUGUGGACAAUGAUUUCUUCCUCCUUUUUAGUGUGAUAGAUGAGAACCUUAGCUGGCAUAUCAAUGAGAACAUUGCCACUUACUGCUCAGACCCUGCCUCAGUGGACAAAGAAGAUGAGGACUUUCAGGAGAGCAAUAGGAUGCAUGCAAUAAAUGGCUUUGUAUUUGGAAACUUGCCAGAUCUAAGUAUGUGUGCACAGAAACGUGUGGCCUGGCACUUGUUUGGCAUGGGCAAUGAGGUAGAUGUCCACACAGUUUUCUUCCAUGGACAGAUGCUGACCAUCCGAGGUCAUAGAACUGAUGUGGCUCAUAUCUUUCCAGCCACUUUUGUGAGUGCUGAGAUGGUGCCCCAGGAACCUGGCACCUGGUUAAUCAGCUGCCAAGUGAAUAGUCAUUUGCAAGAUGGCAUGCAAGCACUUUACAAGGUCAAGUCUUGCUCCAUGGCACCUCCCGUGAACUUACUCACAGGCAAAGUCCGUCAGUACUUCAUUGAGGCCCAUGAAAUUCAAUGGGACUAUGGCCCUACGGGGCAUGAUGGGAGUACGGGAAAGAAUUUGAGGGAGCCAGGCAGUGGCUCAGAUAAAUUCUUCCAGAAGAGCUCCAUCCGAAUUGGGGGCACUUACUGGAAAGUUCGGUAUGAAGCCUUCCAAGAUGAGACAUUCCAGGAAAAGGUGCAGCUGGAGGAGGAUAAGCAUCUUGGAAUUCUGGGACCAGUGAUCCGGGCUGAGGUGGGUGACACCAUCCUGGUGAUCUUCUACAACCGUGCCUCCCAGCCAUUCAGCAUACAGCCUCAUGGAGUCUUUUAUGAGAAGGACUCUGAGGGAACUGUGUACAAUGAUGACUCUUCCCACUCUGGCUUAGUGGCCAGGCCCUUUGAGAAAGUAACAUACCGCUGGACAGUCCCUCCCCAUGCUGGCCCCACUGUUCAGGAUCCUGCCUGUCUCACCUGGACAUACUUCUCUGCUGCAGAUCCCAUAAGAGAUACCAAUUCUGGUCUGGUGGGCCCCCUGCUGGUGUGCAAAGCUGGCGCCUUGGGUACAGAUGGCAAGCAGAAAGGGGUGGAUAAAGAAUUUUUUCUCCUUUUCACUGUGUUGGAUGAGAACAAGAGCUGGUACAGCAAUGCCAAUCAAGCAGCUGCUAUGUUGGAUUCCCGACUGCUCUCAGAGGAUGCCAAAGGUUUUCAGGACUCUAAUCGGAUGCAUGCCAUUAAUGGGUUUCUGUUCUCUAACCUGCCCAAGCUGGACAUGUGCAAGGGUGACACAGUGGCCUGGCACUUGCUUGGCCUGGGCACAGAGACUGAUGUGCAUGGGGUCACAUUCCAGGGCAACACUGUGCAGCUUCAGGGCAUGAGGAAGAGUGCAGCCAUGCUCUUUCCUCACACCUUUGUUAUGGCCAUCAUGCAGCCUGACAAUCCUGGGACAUUUGAAAUUUACUGCCAGGAAGGCAGCCAUAGAGAAGCAGGGAUGAGAGCAAUCUAUAAUGUCUCCCCUUGUCCUGGACACCAAGCCAAUCCUCAUCAACGUUACCAAGCUGCAAGGAUCUACUACAUCAUGGCAGAAGAGAUUGAGUGGGACUAUUGCCCUGACAGGAGCUGGGAACUAGAAUGGCACAACCAGUCUGAGAAGGACAGUUAUGGUCACAUUUUUCUGAGCAACAAAGAUGGACUCCUGGGUUCAAGAUACAAGAAAGCUGUGUUCAGAGAGUAUACUGAUGGCACAUUCAGGGUCCAACGGCCAAGGACUGGAUCGGAGGAACACUUGGGAAUCUUAGGUCCACUUAUCAGAGGAGAGGUCGGUGAUAUUCUAACUGUGGUGUUCAAGAACAAUGCCAGCCGCCCCUACUCUGUGCAUGCCCAUGGAGUGCUAGAAUCUAGCACUGGUUGGCCACUAGCUGCUGAGCCUGGUAAGUGGGAACAAUUAGUGAAGGAUCAUAGGAGGUGAAGCAUCUCUCUUUCAGCCUCUGGCUUGUUCCUUUUUUUUUUUUUUUUAAGUGUAUUCUUAGCAAACAGAAACAGGAAUAUUUACCAGAACUAAGCCAUAGUCUGAAUUUGUCUCUAUGAUAUAUUGAUUCUUUCAAUCUCAGAACAAACUGCCUACCUUAGGUCUUUUGCUUCAUCAAAGACCUACUCAACACUUGUUACACAUAGAGUCUUAUACUAUCCUUAACCCUGAAUACAUACUGAGCUUCUAGCCUCUCUAGAUCUGGCUAUAUGUAAUCUGAGCUCUUAAUCAUGACUAGAAAGUGGCUUGUCCCAGACCACAAACUGAUCCUUAAGCCUAGUCAUAGAUAAAGUUUCUGUCCUCUUAGUACAGAUUGAGUCUUAACCACAGUUACAUAUUAAAAUUCUAAUACUAAAUGUAGAGUUAUCAUAAUCUUGACCACAUUAUCUUCUAUUCACUCAUUCAUUCAUUCAUUGAAUAAACACU
Capra hircus (goat) is the source of this 3388-nucleotide messenger RNA. Its product is annotated as hephaestin. The transcript has 15 exons. Gene Ontology annotation, biological process: iron ion transport. Gene Ontology annotation, cellular component: plasma membrane. The coding region runs from base 233 to 2902 and encodes 889 amino acids. Lineage: Eukaryota; Metazoa; Chordata; Mammalia; Artiodactyla; Bovidae. The record is from RefSeq and is a predicted model, not a curated record. Gene Ontology annotation, molecular function: copper ion binding; oxidoreductase activity.